Molecule: messenger RNA, 1291 nt
Organism: Schistosoma bovis
Lineage: Eukaryota; Metazoa; Platyhelminthes; Trematoda; Strigeidida; Schistosomatidae
Source: the annotation of a GenBank genome assembly
AUGGUGAAGAUAUUCGUUGGGAACCUAAAUCCAGAAUCCAAAGCUUCUGAUCUCCGCAAAAAAUUUGAAGCCUUUGGGAAGGUUACGGAAUGUGAUGUUGUUAAUAAUUAUGGCUUCGUGCAUAUGGAAAAAGAGUCUGAGGCUGAAGCUGCAAUAGAAGGACUUCAAAAUGCCAUUCUUGAUGGGGUGAAAAUUAAUGUUGAACGCAGCCACGGGAAACGAAGUGGUGGUCCCGGGCCUACUAGACGUAGAAAUGAAGGGCGUUAUCGGGAUUAUCCACCGGAAAGGGGACCACGUGCGCCACCACGUUACAUGAAUUCCGGCCCACCUCCCCCGCGAAUGGGACGUUAUGGUCCGGCUUGGGAUGAUGGGUAUGGAGGGCCCUACGGACCACCACCACGUAACAGCUCUAGAGGUUACGAUUAUCCCCCAAACGGUGCCAAUGGAAGGUAUCCGCCAAUUGACCGUGGAGAACAACACAGACCACUCCCACGUGGUCCAGCCCGUGACCCACUGCCGCUACCACCUAAUGUGGGAUAUCGUGGGCCUCCAGUCCCUGAGCCUAUACCAUCGUCUCGAGAUUAUCCUCCAAAACCUCCCCCAAUCAGACAAAGUUACGAUGUGUACGGUGAAUUUGACCGGUACCGGGAGCCAAUAACACCAUCAGGUCCUCCACGUGCGAACGAUUAUUAUGAUACAUACGGCAGCUAUAGCAGCGGAAACUACGAAGACUAUAGAGAUAACGAUAGAUCAAUGUCUAAUUACGAUUCGGGAUACGAUUACAGUUACUAUGACUAUGGGAUGGAUAGCAGAUCACCGGUCCCACCAAGAUCAGGGUACAGCUACGGUCGCCCCUAACUAAAAUUGGAUUUUCGCAGCUCAAACAUGUAAUGACAGUAUUCAAUUCAUUUCAAACACAAAGACCCAUCCUGAUUUCACUGUUUAGUUUAGUUUCUGGAAACAGUAAGAAAUAAAGUGACAAAUCCACAAAGCGAAUACAUUUUUUGUUACAUACCAGCAGGUUUUCAAAAUCCAGUAUACAGCCAAUGGGUUUUUCUACGUGCAAUUUUGACCGUAUUGUAUGUACUAAAUGAAAUGUAAAACGGACUCCCCAACCUUUUGAUUUGUGCUAAGACUGUCGAAACACUUAGGAAGUGCUAUGUAGUUGGUGCUUAUUUUUAAAUACAUGGUAUUUUGUUAACAACUGUGAAAGAAAACAAAUAAAAGCUCUUUAGAAUACUUAAAACAUGCAUUGUAUCUUAUAAAUACUGUUGACUUCAAGCACUCUAAC